This is a messenger RNA of Gryllus bimaculatus (two-spotted cricket), 5348 nucleotides long. The record is from the annotation of a GenBank genome assembly. NCBI's taxonomy places the organism in Eukaryota, Metazoa, Arthropoda, Insecta, Orthoptera, Gryllidae.
AUGAUUUUCGGUUUGGAGUCCCAGGCGCUGUCUCGUCCACAACGAUGUGCGGCUGACCAGCGCGCGCGCGCCCCUUGCAGGCUGCGGGCGCCGCCAUGCCGCUCCGCCGCCGCCUUCGCCACCGCCGNNGCGCCGCCGCUGCCCGCGCCGCUCCUGCUUCUGCUGCUAGUGCUGGCGCUGGCCGCAGCGCGCGCUGCCGCCGCCGGGGAGUUCGUCAAGGGCCGCAUCUGCAUCGGCACCAACGGGCGCAUCUCGGUGCCGUCCAACCGCGAGCACCACUACCGCAACCUGCGCGAGCGCUACACCAACUGCACCUACGUGGACGGCAACCUCGAGGUGACGUGGCUGGAGGACCCGCAGCUGGACCUGAGCUUCCUGCAGCACAUCCGCGAGGUGACGGGCUACGUGCUCAUCUCGCACGUGAACGUGCCCCGCGUGGUGCUGCCGGCGCUGCAGAUCAUCCGCGGGCGAACGCUCUUCCGCAUCGCGGUGAAUGAUGAUGUUGAGGAAAACCCUCGCCGAGAUCUCAAUAUCCUUCAAGGAAACGUGGGUCUAUUGAAUAACUACAACUUGUGCCACAUUAGAACAAUUAACUGGGAUGACAUCAUCACUGGACCGGGUGCUCAUGUUGUACACGUGUACAACUUCACAAUGCCAGAACGGGAAUGUCCUCCCUGUCAUUCUUCCUGUGAAAAUGGAUGUUGGGGUGAAGGCCCUCAUAACUGCCAGAAGUUCUCAAAAAUCAACUGCAGUCCACAGUGCCAUCAGGGGCGGUGCUUUGGAACCAACCCACGCGAGUGCUGUCACUUAUUCUGCGCUGGUGGCUGUCGUGGUCCUAAACAGAGCGACUGCUUGGCGUGUCGGAACUUCUAUGAUAAUGGGGUAUGUACACAAGAAUGUCCACCCAUGCAGAGGUAUAAUUCCAUAACGUAUUCAUGGGAAAGUAAUCCAGAUGGCAAGUAUGCGUAUGGGGCAACAUGCGUGAAGAAAUGCCCUGAUCACCUGUUGAAGGACAACGGAGCAUGUGUUCGAAGUUGUCCUCAAAACAAACGAGCUGUUGAAGGGGAGUGUGUCCAGUGCGAUGGGCCUUGUCCAAAGAAAUGCGAGGGUGAAUCAUCAGUCCAUUCAGGAAACAUAGAGAAGUUCAAAAAUUGUACAAUAAUUGAAGGCUCAAUCUCUAUUUUGGAUACAAGUUUUAAAGGUUUCCAACAAAUUUAUAGCAAUUACACUUUUGGGGAACGUUAUGAGCCCAUGCAUCCUGAUCGCCUGGAGGUUUUCAGUACUCUUAAAGAGAUCACUGGAUACCUACAUAUUGAUGGAUCUCAUCAAGAUUUUAGAAAUUUAUCUUACUUUAGGAAUCUCGAAACAAUUGGUGGAAGACAACUGACUGAUUAUUUUGCUUCCUUAUAUAUUGUAAAAACCACACUUACUUCCUUCGGUCUCAAAUCGUUGAAAAAAAUAAGUUCUGGAAGUAUAGCUAUUUUAGAAAAUCCGGAUUUAUGUUUUGCAGAGAGCCUAAAUUGGACUAGGAUCAAAGCAUCUGCAGAUCACAGUGUUCUUCAAGGAAACAACAGGAAGACUGAGGAAUGCAUUGCAGCAGGAAUGGUGUGCGAUAAAGAAUGUUCCGAUGAAGGGUGCUGGGGUCCUGGAGCAGACCAGUGUUUGUCAUGUGCACACUUCCAUCUUGGAAGCAGAUGCAUUCACAACUGCAAUUCUCUCCCAGGAAUUUAUCAGUCUGGUGAAAAAAUGUGCAGUUAUUGUCAUGAAGAGUGCGCUAGCACUUGCAAUGGUCCAGGCCCUGGCAACUGCACUUCGUGCAAGCACACAAAAGAUGGCCCCUUCUGCACGGCUGAAUGCCCAGUCACAAAAUAUGCGUCUGAAAAUGGGGAAUGUAAGCCAUGUCACUCGAACUGUGUAGAUGGAUGUACAGGACCUUACAAUACAGUGGGAUCGGGAGGUUGCAAUUCUUGUGAAAAAGCUAUUAUUAAUGGAAAUGUUACAGUGGGAAUGUGUCUUCAAAAAAAUGAGUCAUGCCCAGAUGGUUACUACAAUGAGUAUAUGGGGCCUCAAGAACAGGGUUCUCUAAAGCCAUUAGAAGGCAAAGCUAUUUGCAGAAGUUGUCAUCCUCGAUGUAAGAAAUGUACUGGAUAUGGUUUCCAUGAACAAGUGUGCCAAGAAUGUGCUCUGUAUAAACGUGGAGAACAGUGUGAAGAUGAAUGCCCUUUUGAUCAUUACGCGGUUGAAUCUCACCAUGAGUGUAUGCCCUGUGAUCAAGAGUGCCGUGAGUGUUAUGGUCCUACUAAUUCUGAGUGUAAAGCCUGUCGCAACAUGCGAUUAUGGACGGAUACUAACCACAAUAGUUCCUCUUUCAAUUGUACGGGUACCUGUCCUCCAGAAAUGCCUUAUAAAAUAUUUCCAAUUGUUCCAUCUGAUGGUGAACCUUAUUGUUCAAACGUUCAGCAGGAAGGUGUAGGAGGACGGCCGGACAUAAUUACCAGUUACCCUACAAUGUUUGGAAUAGGUGUGUUUGUUUGCUUAUCAAUUAUCGCGGGUCUUGCUAUGAUAUUUUGGGUAUAUAGACGAAAGGCAAAAGCAAAGGAAAAUGCUGUGAAAAUGACAAUGGUAAUGACUGGAUUAGAAGACAAUGAACCUCUAAGGCCGACUAAUGUGAAACCGAACUUGGCCAAACUAAGAAUAGUGAAGGAAGCUGAACUUAGAAAAGGAAGUGUUCUUGGAUACGGGGCAUUUGGUACAGUGUAUAAGGGAGUAUGGGUUCCAGAAGGUGAAAAUAUAAAAAUUCCUGUAGCUAUUAAAGUUCUUCGUGAAGGUACAAGUUCUAACACCAGCAAAGAGUUUUUGGAGGAAGCCUAUAUUAUGGCUAGUGUGGAGCAUCCAAACUUGCUUCAGCUCCUUGCUGUGUGUCUUGCAUCACAAAUGAUGCUGGUAACACAGUUAAUGCCUUUGGGAUGUUUGUUAGAUUAUGUACGCAAUAAUCGUGAACGUGUUGGUUCUAAACCACUGCUCAACUGGUGCACGCAGAUUGCAAGAGGCAUGGCAUAUUUGGAAGAAAAGCGCCUGGUGCAUCGUGAUUUAGCUGCACGUAAUGUUUUAGUUCAAACACCAACCUGUGUGAAAAUCACAGAUUUUGGUUUGGCAAAAUUACUCGCAAUUAAUGAAGAUGAAUACAAGGCAGCAGGUGGCAAAAUGCCCAUCAAGUGGCUGGCCCUGGAAUGCAUCCAGCAUCGGAUUUUUACUCACAAGAGUGAUGUUUGGGCUUUUGGUGUAACUGUCUGGGAAUUGCUUACAUAUGGUGGGCGACCAUAUGAAAGUGUUCCUGCACGCGAUGUGCCUGAGCUUCUGGAGAAAGGAGAACGCCUGCCUCAGCCGACGAUAUGCACCAUCGACGUGUACUUGCUAAUGAUCAAGUGCUGGAUGCUGGAUGCGGAGAGCAGACCGAGCUUCAAAGAGCUUGCAGAUGAGUUUGCUGCGAUGGCACGUGACCCAGGGCGUUUUCUCGUUAUUCAGGGAGACCGAUUCAUGAAGCUUCCUUCUUACUCUGGGCAGGAUGAAAAGGAGAUGAUUCGCAACCUCUCUUCUCCUGUGGAAGGUCCUGAAGCUUUGGUGGAUGCGGAUGAGUACUUGCAACCCAAGUCCCGAGCUCCGCUGGGCCCUGCGCUCACGAGCAUUGACUCCUCCUCUUCCUCCUCACCCCCUCAUCCUUGUUCUAAACGACUGUGGACAGCAUCCGCAGAUUCCCCCACACCUCAAAACCAACAGAAUUGGAGUCGUGAGGCGUUGCAGUGUGGCCCGGCACCUCUCUGUAGGGACCAGUCUUCUACUCGAUCGUCAGAUGAACCAGACUGUGGCAGCACGCGGUACUGCAGUGACCCAUUGAAAAUGGUGGGAACAAGAGAGUCUGAAGGCCUGUCUGACCCGUGCCAUGCUGUUGGACUCCCCAGCAGGUGCGAAGCUCAAGUGGGAACCCUGAAACUGGAACUGCCUUUGGAUGAUGACGACUACUUGAUGCCAUCUCCUCAGCAGAGUCAGUCCACAACUACUUACAUGGAUCUCAUAAGUGAUACCAAAAUAAUAGGGAAAGGAAAAUCUGGAGUAGAUAAUCCUGAAUAUCAUGUUAUGCGUGAAGAUGCAAUGGCGAUGCCAGCACAUACCAUUGGUAUUCCCACAGAUCCAGCAGAACGAGUUGCUCCUCGGUUGCAUCUUCCUCAACACAAAUCAUCCGAAGAAGAGUCAGAUCAUGAGUACUACAAUGACUUUGAUAGACUUCAGAGGGAAUUGCAACCUCUUAAACCUUUACGAAGAAACGAAACUACUGUCUGAAGGAAAAUUGGAACAGUUUAUGAAACAGAUACUUAUAGUGGAGGAGUUUUGUAGUACAAUCGUGUGUGGAGUGGCUAAUGGACAUCAAGUGAACACCACACAUACUCGAAAGCCUGUGGAUUUGUUUCAUUAUCAACAGAUUUGUGCCAUUUUUGUGGCUUGUAUAUUUUAUAUCAAAAAUUGAUUUAUUGAGUGAAUGAGUUGAGUGAUGUGUGAUAUUUCGUACGAACAAUUCUCGAGCAAGAAAGCAUUUUGUGUGUGAUAUACUAGAUAUUUUAAAUACGAUUGUGGGAGAAAUGUAUUGAAAGGACUCAAAACUCCACUGGAAAUGUUUCUUCUUGCACGGGCGAAAGACUGUGAUACGGAUUAUUGUACCUAAUUUUUUUUUUUUACUUUGAGAGGACGAAACUCUUUAAAGUUGAUUGCCAACAAAAUUGGUGAGAUGUUAAUACAAGAACAAAAUUAGAAACUAAAUCUCAUAGUUUAUAAGUGUGCUUGAAGAAGCUCUCCUAAUGGCAAGUAGAAAGGGAUUAUAUUUUUACAUCAUUUCAAUCAACAUUUGAAAGCACUUAAAUAUUUUAGUUUCAUUUAGUGUGUGCCAUUAUAUACUUUUUAAGGGAAUGGAAAACCGAAGAAUUGUACAAUAUUUCAUGUUAUUACUUCUGUACAUAAACAAAAUGACCUUAAUUAAAAUCAACUAAUGUAUAUUUUAUUCCUCCUCGAAAUUUGAUUGUUAUUAGCAAUGUGCCUGCAAAUGUCCUAAGGUUCAUUCUUCCAUCUUGUUUUGGAAUAAUGUCCUUGCUUGCACAAGUUUUGCAUUCCUCAUUUGGUCACUGCAUCAGAUGCAGAGAAAUAUGGAUAUGGCCCUAGUUCUGAGGAUCAUUAUGUUUAUAUUGCCAUUUCAAUAAUCCUGCUACAUACCUAUUGGUACAGGAAAUUCUUGGAUUAUUGAAUCUGGAUAUUCGUUGAGUAGUUACAAAUUUUCAAUUAAAAUGUUUAAAGUUUAUUUG